AUGGAGACCAAAGAAGACGAAGUAGACUAUCUAUCGCUCCUCCCUCUGGAGAUCUGGCAUCAGAUCCUCCUCGAGGUCUACCCACCAAUUGCUUCCGUGGAUCCAAACUCUCCAUUCAUUCCAAUGACUAUAAUGCUAAUCCUUUACAUACAAAAAAUGCGUGCGUCGCUCAGACUCGUCUGCAGAAAGCUCGAGCCUAUCGCUCUCGAGGUCUUAUUCAGGGAGAUUAUUGUGUCAGAUAGGGCACCGCGAUGGAAGCGAUUACUUGAUACCUUCGAGGCGGGGAAUCCUACUACGUCUCUGCCUCUCUCCCGUACCACCGGUGCCCUUAUUUGUCUCCCUUGGCGGAGUUCACUCGAGGAUAAUGCAUACAAUUGGCUUUGCAAAUUGCGUGAGUACUGUCCUCGGAUCAAGCGGAUCACCGUGUUUGGACGCAAUAAAGAUGCUUCGAAUGAGCGCGUCGAAUGGCUAUCCGGCGUCGAAUCAGUUUUUUACUCCGCCUCAUUCUUAGAUUCAAAAUUCCUACAAAAUCUCUCUAUUCACAACCCCUCUCUUCAUACUCUGAUUCUCUGCGUCGACUAUCUCGUGCUCAAAAAGCCUGUGACGUUCCCAUGCGUUACAAAUGUCUUUCUCUCGUUUGCGGAACGUGAUGGACUUUCAAAUUUCAUUUUUCCACGAAUCCGAUGGCUCGGCAUCUCCCUCAGCCGGCGGGACCCUGCCAGUUGUUUGGGAUUCUUUCGGACGAAUGGUCUGAAUCUGGAUUACUUGGAACUCAUCAGGACGGAAUAUGCGCCCGUACCUAUCAUAGCAAGGGAGCUCGCAGGAUUGACGGCAGAGAUUCUCAAUCUAUGCCCCCGACUUGCGGUCCUAAAGGUGGAUGCCAGGGUCAUCGACGAUACUAAGCCACGGCUAUUCACUCUACCUGCUCAUACUCUAAUCCUCAAGGCUGAUGACGUGUUGAGUGCGGAAAUAGCUCUUCGCUGGUGGCUGUUUGACUCGGGAGGUCAGGUUCCUGUUGGCUUCAGGAAAGUUGACCUCAAGUUGCGCAAGUAUAAAGACUUUGACAAGGAUCACAUCGCAAUUGGUAUGCUUUCCAAAUCUGAGUCAUGCUGUUUAGACUUAGGCGCUACGUUCGUCACGGAGUAUAUUCUUUAA
Molecule: messenger RNA, 1155 nt
Organism: Serendipita indica DSM 11827
Lineage: Eukaryota; Fungi; Basidiomycota; Agaricomycetes; Sebacinales; Serendipitaceae
Source: the annotation of a GenBank genome assembly